AUGGAUAAUUUUCGAGAUGAAAACGGAAUGAUCCCAUUACCCCAAUACUACACAAACGAUCUUGGCUUGAUCGAUUUCAUGGAUGAAUCCAAUCUCCACCAAUUCAUCGAUCUAAUUCGCGGCGAAAAUGUUCAAACUCACGACAAUUUUCAUCAACCUAUGUUCAAUCAAGAUUACGGCUAUCAGAGCAUUAACGCCGCCGUUGAGGACUGCCAUUUUCUGGCACCGCCGCCCCCGCCACUGCAGAAUGUGGGGAUGUUCGAUUUUGAGGCGGCGGCGGGGCAUGAUGAGUUCGGGUUGGUUAAUGCGGCGUGCGAGAAGAAUCAGGCGGAUGAGGAGGAGGAGGAAGAGGAGUAUUUGAUGGACGAUCAGGAUGAAUCGUCGGGGGGCUCGGGCGUCACCACCGUGCCGGGGGCGAGGAGCGGAGGCGGGAAGGCCGACCGGUCGAAGACGUUGGUGUCGGAGCGGCGGAGGAGAGGCCGCAUGAAGGAGAAGCUCUAUGCAUUGCGCUCCUUGGUUCCUAACAUCACUAAGAUGGACAAAGCUUCGAUUGUGGGCGACGCAGUGUUGUACGUACAAGAUUUGCAAAAUCAGGCUAAGAAGAUGAAGGCAGAGAUCGCAGGUUUCGAGGAAAACUACAAACAUAAAACUACUCAAAAUGGCAUCCAAUCUAAUCCCACAACAUGCUUCUACCCCACACCCAAGAUCAUUUUUAAGAUGGAGGUAUCUCAAGUAGAAGAAAGAGGGUUUUACGUAAAAAUAGUGGCAAACAAAGGCCACGGCGUCGCUGCCGCUCUAUACCGAUCUCUUGAGUCUCUCACCACCUUCGAUGUUCGGAGCUCGAAUCUCACUGUCUCUUCUGAUCAAAACUAUGUCUUCACCUUCACUUUGCAUACGAUGGAAGGAGAGAUGGAGGUGAACUUGCAGAGUGUGAAGGUGUGGAUUGCAAGAGUCUUCCUCAAUCAAGGAUUUGAUUUUCAGACAUCACAAUAA
Messenger RNA from Salvia splendens (bonfire salvia), 993 nucleotides. Its product is annotated as transcription factor FER-LIKE IRON DEFICIENCY-INDUCED TRANSCRIPTION FACTOR. Lineage: Eukaryota; Viridiplantae; Streptophyta; Magnoliopsida; Lamiales; Lamiaceae. Bases 1 to 993 code for a protein of 330 amino acids. Gene Ontology annotation, cellular component: nucleus. Gene Ontology annotation, biological process: regulation of DNA-templated transcription. The transcript is spliced from 4 exons. The record is from RefSeq and is a predicted model, not a curated record. Gene Ontology annotation, molecular function: protein dimerization activity; sequence-specific DNA binding; DNA-binding transcription factor activity.